Messenger RNA from Chenopodium quinoa (quinoa), 1053 nucleotides. RefSeq names its product probable purine permease 11. Bases 16 to 1023 code for a protein of 335 amino acids. Gene Ontology annotation, molecular function: purine nucleoside transmembrane transporter activity. The record is from RefSeq and is a predicted model, not a curated record. NCBI's taxonomy places the organism in Eukaryota, Viridiplantae, Streptophyta, Magnoliopsida, Caryophyllales, Amaranthaceae. Gene Ontology annotation, cellular component: membrane. The transcript has a single exon.
CUUAAACACUACAAAAUGUGGUUCAGAAUCAUACCUUUAAUCCUAUUUCUUCUCGUAGGCCAAACCACCGGAAUUCUCUUAGGAAGGCUCUACUUUGACAAAGGUGGAAACAGUAAAUGGAUGGCCACCUUUGUACAAACAGCCGGUUUUCCCAUCCUCAUUCCCCUCAAGUUAUUCCUAGCCUCUUCACCAACGUCUCUUCGUCCCCCGGGUUACAAGCUCACCCUUCUCUACUUUGUUUACGGCCUUCUUGUGGCCGGUGAUAACUUGAUGUACUCUUAUGGAUUACUAUACCUCCCCGUGUCUACGUAUUCCUUGUUGUGUGCCUCCCAACUAGCCUUCAACGCGGUUACAUCCUUCUUCAUCAACGCGCAGAAAUUCACUGCCCUAGUGCUUAACUCGCUUGUAAUCCUCACUAUCUCCGCGUGCCUUAUAGCUAUCAAUGCUGAUAAUGAAGCUAACACGAGCAAUAAUACCGGGAAGGGGAAAUUUGCCUUAGGGUUUUUAUGUACCCUUGGAGCUUCCGCGGCAUUAGCUUUCAACGUGUCCGUGGCACAAUAUUCUUUCGAGAAGGUGAUUAAGGACAACUCCCUUAACACCGUGGUAUGUAUGCAACUUUACCCUUUUAUUGUCGCGACUUGUGUUUGUGUAAUAGGGCUCUUUGGUAGCGGGGAAUGGCAUACGCUGAACGAAGAGAUGAGGAAUUACAAAUCGGGUGGUGUGCCCUAUGUGUUAACAUUAGCUUUCACGGCUAUAAGUUGGCAACUUGCUUUGCUGGGAAUGUUAGGUCUAAUUUUUGAGGUUUCAUCCCUUUUCUCUAAUGUGAUUGCCACCUUUAGUUUGCCCUUGGUUCCGAUUUUCGCAGUCGUGUUCUUCCAUGAUAAGAUGAAUGGUGUGAAGGUGAUUUCUAUGAUUCUUGCUAUGUGGGGGUUCCUUUCUUAUAUAUAUCAGCAUUACUUGGAUGAUAUUGAAGCUAAAAAAGCAACAAAAGUAAAGCUUGAUGCUAGCACAGAAUUGUUCUGAUACAGAGUUUACACAGUUUAGUUCAUAUGU